Seminavis robusta is the source of this 390-nucleotide messenger RNA. The record is from the annotation of a GenBank genome assembly. NCBI's taxonomy places the organism in Eukaryota, Bacillariophyta, Bacillariophyceae, Naviculales, Naviculaceae.
AUGACCCUCCUCAUCUACGAGAACUCCUACACCAGAUGGAACCUCUGCUUCCAGCCUGGGAACAAUGACUGUGGCAGAAAGAAAUGGACUGCCCCCAAGAGCAGCAAGGACUCGGAGACAAAAAAGUUUGCUACCAAGUACUCAAACUCCAAGGUGGGCAAUGCCAAGUAUGGAGGUUGGUCCAAUGCAGGCCGAAGGCGCUACAAUGCCCUCAAGCUUGAGGUUCAGGAUGCCCGUGCCAAGCCCAAUGCCCAAGAUGCAGAACAACAAAUGCUGAAAUGGAUGUUGCAAUAUUGUGGAAAGGAAGACCACCAGCCCGAUCCGGAUGCCGUGAACAAGAAGAAGAAGAAGGGCAAGCGUUCCUACGAUGAUCUGGUGGACUGUGACUAG